AUGGACUCGACAUCUCCCAAUACCGAUAAUGUGCAGCAGCAGCAACAACCUCAACGAGUGUACCCCAAACGCCUUUACUCGGAGGGUGAACGCAAUCGCCAAAGGCCGACAUCAUUACCAGUACCACAACCAAUAGGAUCCACGAUUCCCGUACCUCCAGAACGGAAACGUCGAGCACCGAAUGCUAAAGGUUCAAUACAGGUCCAACAUGCAGCUGAACAAAAUCCGGAUUGGAUUCCGCCAAACUUUGAUAAGCGGUCGCUGGCUCCCAACUGGAAGAAUGGGACCUUGGUGAAGUCUUCAAGAUCAGCUAGCAGUAAUAAUUUGUAUCUGGACAUUGCAACUGCAAACGUCAAUGGGCAGUCUCUGUACAACAGCAGCAGUACAAGCCCAUUAUCACCACGACCACCAGGCAGUGCUGGAUCGCCACGAUCACCUUUACGUGGUCCUAGGUCUCCGAUAACACCUUUGAAGGAUGAUAUAUCUCCUAGAGUCACGUCGCUUCAACAAUCGCCACUGAUUGCACCUGUAAAUGUAAACAACGGUGCUGCAAUAACCACCGCACAGUCAGCUGUAAUGCGAUCUGUAAACAGUGCUCCUGUCAUGUCUUCACGGGCACCGGUGAUUCCACCACCACGCGUAAACAGGCUUUCUACAGGAAUGCCGUCUCCACGGUCAACUUCUAUUUCAGCUUCUAUAAACAGUCAUGCUAUUGCUAUACCAUCUGCCUCGAGAGUACCUUUAGUGGAAUCUGUAAACAGCCCCGUUAUUACGUCUUCACGGGCAUCUGUGAUUCCGGCACCUCUAAAUACUUAUGCCGUAGCCAUUCCGCCACCACAAUCACCUGGUAAUGCAACAUAUUUAGAUGUUCCGUUUAUAACAACCACCAGCCCAACAACUAUCGCAUCAAGCUCUCGCUCAACCAACAGACUAUCCAUUCCGCAAUCACCAGCACCUUCAGCAUCGCCAUCAUUAUCACCAUCAUCACUACAUAUACCAUCGCCAAUAUCACCAAAGUCACCCACGUCAGAUGCAACUUCUCCGACAACGACCACGUCUCCAACAUCUCCAUUAAACAAACCACUACCGCAAUCACCAGCAUCACCGAAAUCAUUUGCAUCGUAUGAUCGCGUACCCACUGCAUCGCUCAAGUAUUGGAUGGCGGAUGCCAUAGCUGCUGAACAAGGAACCAUAAGGAGUGUUUGUUCGAAACCGAGUGACGAGUCGCUGUAUAUGAAUCUGCCCACCCAUCGAUUCUCGCAGCAAAUAGUCAAUAUGCAGGGAAUGAAGGUUCCUGUGGGACAGCAAAGUGUCCUGCCGAGUAAAGUAGAAGUGGCAAGAGAUGAAGGAUUUGAUUUGCAAUCGCCGGUUACGGUAACGCCACGAAAGAGUCCGUGGCGUAAAUCUACUGGUGGUGUUGAGUUGAGUUGGAGGGAUCUCAAUUAUCAAGUUCAAGUCGCUAGUGGCGGUAAACAUAUUUUGCACAAUCUGAAUGGGACAGCGAAGCCUGGUGAAUUGUUGGCUAUCUUGGGUGGUUCUGGUGCUGGAAAGUCAACACUGAUGGACGUAUUAAGUGGUAGAGCAAAAGGUGGUCAAGUAGCCGGAGACAUUCGGUUCAACAAUUAUAGAAGUGAUGCUACAUGGUGCAAGUCUAUUGGAUAUGUACAACAGGAAGAUAUCUUUUGGGAAGCUCUGACUGUUCGAGAAACAUUGAACUAUGGCGCUCUCCUCAAACUGAGUGAAAGCACAACAGCAGAGGAUCGGGCAGCCCGAGUACAAAAAGUUGCUCAGCAAAUGCGACUGCUUGACUGCCUAGAUUCCAGGAUUGGUGAUUCGCUAGCUCGUGGUAUAUCUGGUGGUGAGGCAAAAAGGUUGAAUAUUGCUAUGGAGCUUUUGUCAGAACCUGAGAUUAUGAUGCUGGAUGAACCUACUUCUGGACUAGAUGCAUUCAGUGCCUUCAACGUCAUCAACCUGCUACGAAGUGCUGCUGUGGAAGGGCAACGAACAGUCAUGGUUUCUAUUCAUCAGCCUAGAAAAGAAAUCUUGGACUUGUUUGAUAAGGUGUUGAUUAUGGCUCGUGGUCAAGUCUUGUUUUUCGGAACUGUAGCAGCCGCCGCAAGACAUUUCUCCAAGAUGGGACAUCCAGUGCCUGUGUUGACAAACCCUGCUGAUCAUUUCCUGGACAUGGCGACAUUCGACACAUCAUCACACCGUAACCUCGAAAUAUCAGCCACACGAAUCAACCAUCUGGCACUUGUUUGGAAGAGACGAUUCGAUCAACGAGUCUUCCCACCAUACGUGACUCCACCGGAAACUCGUUUGAAGACAGAAAAGAGGUCGAUAUGGGCCUUCCCGGUUGUUAACUGGUUGUGGAGAGUGUCCCUACUCAUGUUCCGUCAGUGGAAGAUAUAUUUGAGAGACAGGCCGCUUAUUAUGAUGGGUUUGAUAUCUAAUUCGAUAUUUAUCAUGUAUGUGUCGGCAUUGGUCGUAUUUUUGGGUGCUGACUUUUGGGGAGCUUUUCUCUUUGGCAUCCUAUGGUCAGAUAUGCCAUUAAAUCAAAGUGGAUCUAAAUCCCGUCUUGGAUUCUUCUUCAUGUUUGGAUUGAACAGAUUCUUUACAGCCAUUUUUGGUAUUGUGUUGAAGAUGCCCCUGAGGCUGAAUUUGUAUAUGAGGGAACGGCAAGCUGGGAUGUAUGAUGGUAGUAUGGCGUUUUGGGCCUUGUACUUCGCCACAUGGGUUCAAUACCUUUGGCUCACUACGCCAACAUUGACUGCAGUUUACUUCCUUGUUGGCUUACAGAGAAAUCUGGCAUCAUUUUUCAUAUAUUUCCUUGCUGGAAAUCUAGUAUAUUUGAGCGGUCAUACCUAUGGGUGUUUGUUCGGGUCAUUGACUGGGUCCGUCAGUGGAUCACUGACGUGGUCGUUGGUUCUUAUUGGAAUUUUUGCUGGAUUCGCUGGUUAUGUCACCGUACCUACAAGUAUACCGAAACCGUUACUGAUCGUAUCAUGGCUUGAUCCUCUAUUCUUUGGAUUCCAUGCGUGGGCUCAAACAGAAUUCACAGGCUUAAACUUCACCUGCAUGACGACCGACCACGGUUGUCUCACAGGCGGUGAAACUGGUGAAACCAUCUUACAGUCACUAUCACUAUACUCCAUGUCUACAAACGUGGCUAUAAUGAUGCUUGUGAUCGUGAUUUUCGUCACGGCUAAUUUGGGGCACUGGGCUUUUGAAAGAACUACGAGACCACCGACCGCAAAGACGAUUGCGCCCAAAAUGUUUGACGGACAGGAGGGUAAUGGUGCAAAGGGGAAAUAUCCUGCUUUGGCAUCUAAUAUAUAA
This is a messenger RNA of Synchytrium microbalum, 3339 nucleotides long. RefSeq lists its product as uncharacterized. Gene Ontology annotation, molecular function: ATP binding; ATP hydrolysis activity; ABC-type transporter activity. Gene Ontology annotation, cellular component: membrane. The record is from RefSeq and is a predicted model, not a curated record. Lineage: Eukaryota; Fungi; Chytridiomycota; Chytridiomycetes; Synchytriales; Synchytriaceae. The coding region runs from base 1 to 3339 and encodes 1112 amino acids. The transcript has 11 exons.